UGACUUAAAAUAAUAGUAUUUAAAUUUAUAUUAAAAUCGUAAUAUAAUAAAGUAUAUGUAAAAUAUUAAAUUUUAAAAAUGCUUAUAUUAUGUUUUAGAACAUUCAAACGAUUGUGAAAAAGACAACUUACAAAAUACAAUCCCAUUUCUAAACAUUAAGUUUGAUAAUAGAUAAAUACAAAAUUAAAUUUAAUAUUAAACCUAAUAAUUAACAUCGUUGGUUCUGCUUAACGCAAAUUUGUUUCACAUAAAAUAGAAGAAACCAAUAAUACAUUGACUUUGUCAUAUCCCUCUUAACCACUAUAGGUUUACUGGAACCUACUUUUAUGGUUUAUUAUAAUGACAUCAAACAUUACUAACCCUUGUCAAUUGCCGUAAUCGAAAAAAAAAGUUAUGUAAGCAAUUUAUUAUUAUUAAUAAUAUUAUAUAUAAAUGUGUGUUAACCUAAAUGAUAUUGUACAAAAAGCCAAAAAUAAUUUAAACUAGUUCAGGGUAUCAUUACAAUUUGAUCUAUUUUGUUGAAGUUAGACACAAUUCCUCGUUCAAAUAAUAUAACUUUAGGUCAUGUUAUUAUAUUUGUUAUGAUUUAUAAUUAUGUUUUUUUGGUAUGUGUCAAGUAGACCAUGGUGUAAUUUGGUUCAUUUUUAUAAUUUUUAUUAUUAUGAAUUGACAAUUAUUGAAUUACUAAUUUAAUGUUGUCAAAUGUAUUAUAAUAAAGUACUUUCAUUUCAGUUAUUAAAUAGCCAAAUGGUUCUUUUUAAAUCAAUACAAUUCACUCAUGCAUGGAGCUUUAUGAUGCAAAUUGUCAAAAAAAAAUCUUAAUAAGAAAAAGUUGUACAUACCAAAAUGGAUUUUCAGUAGUUUCAAUUUUUUGUUUUUGGUUUAAAUAUUAAUGUGUUCGGUUAAUUCACUCCACGAUAUUUUAAGAGACCGUGAUUCACUCUAAUAUCAAAACUAACAACACAAAUUUGCCAUGUUGACCAUGUCUUACACAUGAUAAAUCUCAAAAUAUAUUAAAAUUACAUUUUAAUACAAAAAUGAAUUGGAAUGAUCCCUGUACUAUUGUAUAAUAGGUAAGAUUUUCAGAAUGUAUUCAGCUCAUAAGGAUAUCUAAAACCUAUUAUAAACGAAUACAAUACCAAACUGAAGUGAUUUUACUGGAAUUAUAAAAUCCACCUAUGCAAGAUUCCAGGACAUUUGCAGUUGGCCCUUAUCGUACCAGUUGUGGUCAAUAUAUUUCUAUCUAUAUCUGAAUAUCAAAUUUAAGGCACUAUAUGAUGUAUUAUAAUAUAUAAACUAUAAUGUAUAUGCUAUCAUAUAUAUUAAGAUACAUUUUAACUUCACUUCACACUUUUCCAAACUUAGGACUGGCAGUAUUUUUUACUGACUAGUUUAAAAGCUCAAUAUUAUUAUAUUAAAUGAUUCAUAUAAUUAUAAUAUAUUUGUCAAUCAGUUCAACUAGUAAUUUGUUGAAUAAACAAUAAUAUGUAACAAUUAUUUUAUGGAUUGUUCAAUUGACAACUUAUUCUAUUUUUUGAGAAUUCGCUAUGAUGUUCAAGCAUUUUUUUAAACCUUUGUCUAAUUCAUACGCUAGGUACUAAUGUUUUUUUAAUUCUUUGUUGGUUUUGUCCAAAUGUAUAUACAUUUUUUUCUUCUUUUGCCUUCCAUACUUAAAUAAUUGCAUGAGUUUAAAAUAUCUUCAGCUGUUUCAUGCCUCAACAACCUAGUGGCUACAUGAAAUAAUAAAAAGAACCAUACAAAAUACUGUCAUAUAAAACUGUUGACUAAAUAUCAUCUAUUUAGUAUUUUAUUGUAUAAUUUAAUAUAUAUAACACUUCAAAUUUGAUUCACAGGUAGAUAGAAAUAAAUUGAUUGCAAAUGACUCAAAAAAGAUGCCAACUACAUUGGUGCCACCAUCAUAAACAAAUAAUAAUGUUUGAAACAUUUAUUGAUUUCUUGCUGAUACAAGCUAUAAACUAAAUGAUUAUUUCAUUUUGAACCUUUAAACAGUUUAAAGGUUUAAGCCUUCAAGGUAAUACGUCAUUCAUAUUACGACAGGGCGACUUUCGUCUUUUGGACUGUUCCAUAGUUGACCAACGAAAAAAUGGCAACACCACAAACCGUGGUAAAUCACUACCCAGAAACCGGGGUUCGGUCGCCACAGGACGUGUCGUGUACCACUAUAUAGUACCGUCAGACAAAUACCGAUGCCACCGGUGGCACAGAAUGAAAACGGUGGUGGUUGGGACAGUGGGCGGUGCACAAUGACCUUGGUCGAAUCAUUCCGGGUCGUACUGACUACCGAGUGACUUGGUGUGCACACACAUUCCUCUUCUACACUGUUGCUGCCGCCGCCGCCGUUAGUAUCACAAGGUAUUAAACAUUAGUGAAUUCCACUCGGUGACAGGUUAUUACUGCCGUCAUCGUCAUUUGUAUUCGUACGUUAGGACCACAUAUAUUUCAGUCGUCGCCAUUAUGCAUCGGUGGAUGGGUUUGACAAUGAGUAAGAUGUGCGGUGAACUCGAGUGCCCCGAGUACUACCUGUGCGAGAUCCAUGAUUUCCAAUGCUAUCCGUGUCAUUCGUACUGCAACAAGACAUCGCAAAACUUCGACGCCAAUAGAUGCGAACAACAGUGCCAAGAUUAUAUACAUGACUACAUAAAGCAUUACGUUAAAGCUGAUGAAAUCCAAGAUACAAUUCAAGGGGAAGAGACGCUAAGAUCAAUGAUGAUUUCUAUUUUGGUGCUGCAUAUAGUCGUUUUGCUCGUCAUAAUAACUAUCCUGAUAGCGCUGAAAUGGCACCGCAAGAGGUUGAUGAAGAACACUGAUAUCAGAGGAAAAGUUUCAUAUUCAAGAAACAAAAUGGCUGUUUUGAAACUCGAGGAUAACGCGGUGAGCACGGUGAGCGAAACAGUAGAUCAGCCGGCGACGAUAAUAGAACUCGAGACAGCCUCGUCAUCGAACAAGUUGCCUUGCGAGGAUAUCACACUUGAGACCCAGAAUUUCAACGGCUAUGACAACCUAGGAAUGUGGAAGGUGUGAAGUGCCCCCGUGCUCUGUAGAAAACUGUAGCGAUUUUAUUUAUAAAUAUAUAAUUAAUAUUAUAGUUAUUUAAG
This is a messenger RNA of Myzus persicae (green peach aphid), 3116 nucleotides long. RefSeq lists its product as uncharacterized. The record is from RefSeq and is a predicted model, not a curated record. The transcript is spliced from 11 exons. Bases 2476 to 3042 code for a protein of 188 amino acids. Lineage: Eukaryota; Metazoa; Arthropoda; Insecta; Hemiptera; Aphididae.